Messenger RNA from Dioscorea cayenensis subsp. rotundata (Guinea yam), 2042 nucleotides. RefSeq names its product serine/threonine-protein kinase STY13-like. NCBI's taxonomy places the organism in Eukaryota, Viridiplantae, Streptophyta, Magnoliopsida, Dioscoreales, Dioscoreaceae. The record is from RefSeq and is a predicted model, not a curated record. Gene Ontology annotation, molecular function: protein kinase activity; ATP binding. The transcript has 3 exons. Gene Ontology annotation, biological process: protein phosphorylation. The coding region runs from base 540 to 1793 and encodes 417 amino acids.
GAAUAGAGGACCUGGUCCUGUAGAGAGAGAGAGAGAGACUUCUUCUUCUUCUUCUUCUUCUUCUUCUUCUUCUUCUCCGCGCUAGUCAUCGUCUUCGUCCAUCAAAGGAGAGCUCGACCACCUGUAUCUCUUGUUGUGUCUUCCUACCAACUCUCACCGAUCUCUCCACCGGUGAUAUUCUUAUCUAUGGAGGUCAGCGUUGGUGUAAUCGGCGGCGCCUGCCCUUAGAUCGUAUCAUUUCUCGCUUUCUAGGGUUAAUUCUUGGCUCUUUUCUCUAUCCUUUUGCUCUUUCAGCUGAGCGGCAACCGUCCAUGUGGUUAAGGUUUUUUUUCUCAAUCCAAAGUGUGUGUUUUUUAUUAGAUUUUGAUUCUAGGGAACGGUUUGAUUUGUAAGGGCAAUAUAAAGUUGGAGGCUUUCCUAGUAUGAGCUCUGUUGACUGGUUCUCCGGUGCCAAGGUUGGAUUUUGAUUGGAUUUUUGAGCUGAGGCUGAGAAGAAUCUUGUACGAGCUUUUUUGUGCAAAAGACGAAGAUAGAAGAAGAUGUUGGAGGGACCUAAGUUCACAGGAAUCAUGGGCGGCGGUGGCCGAGGACACGACAAUGGGAGCAACUUGUACGACAUGGCGUUCUACCGGAAGCUCGGAGAAGGCUCCAACAUGUCCAUUGACAGCAUUGGGAGUCUCCAGACGAGCAACGGGGGUGGUUCCGUUGCUAUGUCAGUUGAUAAUAGCAGCGUUGGGUCAAGCGAUUCACAUACAGGCAUUCUCAACCAUCCUGGGCUCCGCCCAACCCAUGCCUCCAACUACUCUGUGGGGCAUAGCGUGGUUCGUCUGAGCAAAGGCUCAAACCCCCUCAGUUACGAUGCGCUGGCUCAGGCAUUGAUGGAUCACCGCCACCCUACUGGAUCUCUCGAGAACUAUGAUGAGUGGACACUUGAUCUUGGGAAGCUUAAUAUAGGAAUGGCCUUUGCACAGGGUUCAUUUGGAAAGCUAUACAAGGGGACUUACAAUGGAGAGGAUGUUGCUAUUAAGCUGCUUGAGAGGCCUGAGAAUGACCCAGAGAGAGCUGCUGUGAUGGAGCAACAAUUUGCACAGGAGGUCAUGAUGCUUGCCACCCUGAAGCAUCCCAAUAUAGUAAGGUUUAUUGGCGGGUGUAGGAAGCCGAUGGUGUGGUGCAUUGUGACCGAGUAUGCAAAGGGUGGCUCUGUCCGUCAAUUCCUGAUGAGAAGGCAGAACCGGUCGGUGCCACUGAAGCUGGCGGUGAAGCAGGCACUUGAUGUUGCCAGGGGGAUGGCCUACGUGCAUGGAUUGGGUUUCAUUCACAGGGAUCUCAAGUCAGACAACCUUUUAAUUGCUGCAGACAAGUCUAUUAAGAUUGCUGACUUUGGAGUGGCACGCAUUGAAGUGCAGACUGAGGGGAUGACACCAGAGACAGGGACAUACCGGUGGAUGGCACCAGAGAUGAUCCAGCACAGGCCAUACAAUCAGAAGGUUGAUGUUUACAGUUUCGGCAUUGUCCUUUGGGAGCUCAUUACAGGUAUGCUUCCAUUCCAGAACAUGACUGCCGUGCAGGCUGCAUUCGCCGUAGUCAACAAAGGUGUUCGACCGACUAUCCCCCAAGACUGUCUCCCAGUACUGAGAGAGAUAAUGACCUGCUGCUGGGAUGCAAAUCCUGAUGUGCGUCCCCUGUUCACAGAGGUGGUCCAGAUGCUUGAGAAUGCAGAGGCAGAGAUCAUGAGCACUGUCCGCAAAGCUCGCUUCAGGUGUUGCAUAUCCCAACCGAUGACGACAGACUGAAAAAUAUGCAUGCCUGACGUUGAGAACUAAAUUAAAGGCGGCCGCAGUGUAUUUUUAUCAAUUUACUCAAGGAUUGUUGAAAAUAGAUGAAGGAUUGGAUAGAUAUAGACAUAUAUUUAUAUAUAAAUAUAAAGAGAGUGACUGGGAGACAGAAAGAGAGAUGGUGUGGUUGGGUGUAUGUGGUAGUUCUAGUUGCUUUGCCUAUACAAACUGGCUGGUUAUAUUUAAGAUUUUUACUUUGGUUAUUUU